Molecule: messenger RNA, 2042 nt
Organism: Orcinus orca (killer whale)
Lineage: Eukaryota; Metazoa; Chordata; Mammalia; Artiodactyla; Delphinidae
Product: zinc finger protein 550-like
Exons: 4
Coding region: 1715-2029 (104 amino acids)
Biological process (GO): regulation of DNA-templated transcription
Source: RefSeq, a predicted model, not a curated record
GAUCAGCUCAGUACUUUGUGACCACCUAGAGGGGUGGGAUAGGGAGGGUGGGAGGGAGAUGCAAGAGGGAGGGGAUAUGGGGAUAUAUGUAUAUGUAUAGCUGAUUCACGUGGUUAUACAGCAGAAACUAACACACCAUUUAAAGCAAUUAUACUCCAAUAAAGAUGUUAAAAAAAAAAAAAAAGAAUCCGCCUGCCAAUGCAGGGGACACGGGUUUGAGCCCUGUUCCGGGAAGAUCCCACAUGCUGCAGAGUACCUAAGCCCAUGCACCACAACUACUGAGCCUGCGCUCUAGAGCUGUUGCUCUGCAACAAAGAGAAGCCACCGCAAUGAGAGGCCUGCGCACUGCAUUGGGGAGUAGCCCCAGCUCGCCGCAACUUGAAAAAGCCUGCACGCAUCAACGAAGAUCCAACACAGCCAAAAAUUAAUUAAUUAAUUAAAAAAAGAGGAGAUGGAGCUGUGGAUCACACUUGGGAGGAGGAAUCUUCAGGUUAUGGGGGUAAUGCUAUUAGCAGUCCAGGAAAGGGAAGGUGGCGCCCCAGGACUGGGUCUCUUGUUAGAGCACCUGGUUAGGGGUGGUAUGCGUCACAAGCACAGUUGAGGGAGAGAACCGGCCAUGAAAGGGGAUUUGAGAAGAGGAUGGUCUGACAGGGGGUCAAGACUUCCAAGGGUAGGGUAGACACUGAGACGGAUGAAGAGGCCUAGGUAUAAUUGAGGAAACAUGAGGCUGAGGCUGAUUCCUAUUCACAUAUCUAUGGACUUACCAGGAUUUUUGGUGACACUGGAGUGUUUCAGUCAGGCUGGUGGAUUAGCUCAGGGGAAAAUGUGGUUGUCUGAUAGAGUCACUAAGCUGGGGGAGGGGAGCCCUGAGGUUGGUCUCUGAAUGAGGGUUAGGUUGAGAAAGGAGUGUUGUGACUAAUAAAGGGACAGCAAGUGCAACACAGAAGUGGAAGAGGACCAGUGGGAUCUGAAGUCUGCAUAUGGUUCUGAAUGGCCGGGGGGUGACACAAGCAAUAAACCAGAAAUUGAGGCUUUCAUAGCAGGAUUCAAGGCUGCCCUGGCAGCAGGAGCCAUUGAGGGUCUGGAGUAGUACUGAAUCCUGUUUGCAUUUGCAUAAUCUUGAUGCCAUGAGGGAAGUAACACGUGGGGAAGCCAGGGAGAGAUUUAUCGUCUCCCCACGUGCAUGGGGCAGGGAGGUGGUGGUAGUGGCUGUGGGGUCUGGAGAUACGGGAGAGGCACAGUUUAAAGAACGAUGUGCAUGUGGAGAAGAAGUAUGAAUUGAUGUCGCCAGGGUCCUGGUAUUGGGGACUGAAGGAUGAAGGUGGACCCAAGUUUGGGCCCAGGUGGUGCUUGGGAAGCACCAUCUGGGAGACUUCCUGCAUGGCAGGUCCAGAUAUUAAUGGCAUCCAUGUGCCCACCUGCCUAAUGUUGCCAAGGGCUAGACACAGUAAUUAACGGGGCCAUGAGGAGAGAGUAGGCACAAAUGGCACCAGGGUCCGAUACCUCAUCUGAGUUGUGGAGCUGGGGAGAAGUGUGAGUGUGGGCUGGAUAUGUGGGGGUAUGGAUUGGAGGUCCUUGAGAUAGAGGCUGUUCAUGGUUUCCUCUCUCCUCAUCAUGGCAGGGCAGUAUAACCUUUGAGGACGUGGCAGUUUACUUCUCCUGGGAGGAAUGGGCUCUCCUUAAUGAGGCUCAGAAACUCCUAUACUGCGAUGUGAUGCUGGAGAACUUUGCACUUAUGGCCUCUGUAGGUUAUUGGCAUGGAGUGGAAGAUGAGGAGGCACCUUCUGAGCAGAGUGUUUCUGUAGAAAAAAUAUCACAGGUAUCGAUGACCUUCAGGUACUUGGCCAUGACCUUCACUUGGGAGGAGUGGGGGCAAUUGGAUCUGGCACAGAAGACCCUGUAUCAGGAGGUAAUGCUGGAGACCUUCAGUCUUCUGGUCUUACUGGAGUAUCCUAUUCCAAAACCAGAACUGAUCCACCUGCUGAAGAAUGAGCAAAAUCUAUGCAUGCUGAAGAGAGACCUCGCCUAAAGUUCCUGUCCAG